Molecule: messenger RNA, 4805 nt
Organism: Nomia melanderi (Alkali bee)
Lineage: Eukaryota; Metazoa; Arthropoda; Insecta; Hymenoptera; Halictidae
Product: disintegrin and metalloproteinase domain-containing protein 10
Biological process (GO): membrane protein ectodomain proteolysis; Notch signaling pathway
Cellular component (GO): plasma membrane
Molecular function (GO): metalloendopeptidase activity
Source: RefSeq, a predicted model, not a curated record
GCCGGGAGGAAAGGGUCUCUGGAAUCGAGGAGAGAGAGAGAUCGGCGCCGGGUCGAGGGUAGAGGGCCAGACGAGGACGGUCUGCGAGUUGAUAAAACGCCGGGGUCGGGCGAGAGGGGGUGCAGCGCACAGCUGGGUCGAAGGCGAGGACUGGUAGGGGAAGUCGUUGUCCUCGGAGAGCGUUGGUUCGCGCGAGUCACGAGUGAUCCCGUCAGUGCGACGCGGAACGCGUUCCUGGUCGGGUUUCUUGCUCGUGGGGACGCUCGGUUGGACCGUUUCUGUUGGUUCCGUCUCUCUGUUUGGCAGUGGAUCGGCUCCGUUCGACCGCGAGUACACGUACAAGCGUACCGUCCUCUUCUGACCGGUGCAGAGACCACGUUGCGCGACAGGGGACGAGCCUGCCUCUCUUCACUCUCUUUCUCUCUUUCCCUCUGUCGAGCCGUGUGCGUGCGGUUGCCACAGUGUGCCUGGCUGCGUCUCUAUCUGUUCUCUUUCUCCGUAGAGGUGUGCGCGUGAAUAGGGUGCGUGCGUAGAAGUUGGUGGUAGUGCGACAGAAUGCGGUACAACGACCGCAUAAAUGAGUAAUCGAGCGAGAACCGGUCGGAAGGACGAGGAUCCCGGCGGAAAGGACGCUAGCCCGUCGCAGGACUCGAGCCGCUGUGCAUAGAUCCUGACCGGUAUCAAUCGAAGACGACUCAACGAAAAAACAGGAAGCGGAAGACGACGACGAAGAAGAAGAAGAAGAAGAGGAAGAAACAGCUAUUCUCCUUAUAACGAGUCGAAAGCCAACGGAAGAAUCAAGAAGGGUGGAAAAGGCUGAUCUCGAAGGAGGGUCGAAAGGUUGACCGACCCGCGGCAACGGAGAAAGGGGUUAAGGAGAGGACGUGGCGUGGAACCGUGUUCCCUGGCCAACGUGGAAGAGGAGGAGGAGGAGGCGUCGGCGGCGGCGAGAGGAGGCGGAGGGAAAACUGGGACCAAAGAGCGAGGAGGGGAAGAGAUGAGCCUGUCGGGUGACUCGCGAGGCGAGCUGGUUGUCGGCUGCGCGACGAAAGCCAGAUAGCGCCAUUAGUCGUUGCUGGGCGACCGGUAGCCCCGAGCAGAUGCCUGCUACGGCCCUGGCGAUCGGCGACGAAGGCGACGAGGCCGAGGAGGAGGGCGACGGGGAUAGCAGAGGGCAAAGAGCGAUGCAUCCCCCGACGUCGCAGCGCCGCGCACGUCGAUCCUCGAUCGGGAAUCCCCUGAUCGUCCUCCUGACGCUGGGAUGCCUCUCGAUCGCCCGCGCCUCGCCUCUUCAUCCCAUGCCGAUGCUCCAUGCAGGUAUCACCCAGGGCUCGUACAUCGGGUACUACUCGGUGGCCUCUUACGAUACCGCGGCCUUGAGACACCACCGGAACCGGAUGCGCCGCGAUGUCAACGACGUCGUCGACAAUCACCCUCUGCUGCUACACCUGAAGGCACUCGACAAACAAUGGACGUUGCGUUUGAUCCGCGAUAAGAGUCUGUUCAGCAGGGACGCGACGUUCGAGAACACAAACGGGCCGAUCGACUUCGACACGUCGCACUCGUACGUGGGCAGCGUGUUGGAGGACGAGAACGCGAUGGUGCAGGGCAUCGUGACGGAGGACGGCCUGUUCGACGGGACGGUGGUGACCGGAUUCGAGGAAUAUUACAUCGAGCCUACCAGCAGAUACCUGAGCAAGCACGAGGACACGUCACCGGCCUAUCACAGCAUAGCUUAUCGUUCCUCGGACGUGUUGCCGCCUCGGCGGUCCGUGUCUUGCGCGAGUCACCAGCUGCGUCACGGGUCCCUUCAGGAAUCUAUAGAAAGGGAGCAGCGGCGGCACGGCCGCGGAAACGAUUCCCGGACGUUUUACGAACCUUUGCUCGGCGAGAACGUGGCUCUCUACUCGAGGGAGAACAGCGCACGGGUUUUAACUUCGCCGAAGGAUAACCGUGCAGCGGCGGCACGUACCGAAACAACGGGUGACGGAGACCGCGUCGCGAGACACCUGCACAAACGUGCCACCGUGGACCCGCGGAAAACUACCUGCAUGCUGUACCUGCAAGCGGACCAUCAGUUUUUCGCGCGUUACGGCACCGAAGAGGCCUGCAUCGAGGUGAUGACGAGACACGUGCAAAGGGUCAACUCCAUUUAUAAACACACCGAUUUCAAUCAGGAUGGGAGGCCCGACAAUAUCAGCUUCAUGAUCAAGCGUGUGAAAGUUCACAGCGAGGACGCGCUCAGGGAUCCCAAUUAUCGAUUCCCCGGAAACUACGGCGUGGAAAAGUAUCUGGAGCUGUUCUCCGAAGAGGAUUACGACGCGUUCUGUCUGGCUUACAUGUUCACCUACAGGGAUUUCGAGAUGGGCACGCUCGGCCUGGCCUGGACAGGCGAUCUGAAGAACGCCGGCGGUGUCUGCGAGAAGAACGGCCACUAUCGCGGCAGCAUGAAGUCGUUGAACACCGGAAUAGUGACUUUGCUGAAUUACGGGAAGCAUGUACCGCCCGCCGUUUCUCACGUCACUUUGGCCCACGAGAUCGGUCAUAACUUCGGUUCGCCGCACGAUCCAGAACAAUGCACGCCCGGCGGGGAGGACGGAAACUUCAUUAUGUUCGCCCGCGCGACCAGCGGCGACAAGCGUAACAAUAAUCGUUUCAGCCCGUGCAGCUUGACUGCCAUCAACCCGGUUCUGAAUAGCAAAGCUCGCUCGCCGAAGGGAUGCUUCACCGAGCCUCAAGUGUCGUUAUGCGGGAAUGGCGUGGUCGAGGAGGGCGAAGAAUGCGAUUGCGGGUGGGAAGAAGAUUGCAGGGACUCGUGUUGCUUCCCUCAGCGACGUUACCCGCCGCCAGGCGAGACGCCUUGCACCCUCACGCCUGGCUCCGUUUGCAGUCCCAGCCAGGGUCCUUGCUGCACCGCCGAGUGCAUCCUGCGGUUCGGGGACAAGUGCAGGGACGACAACGGAUGCCGGGACGCGAGCUUCUGCGAUGGCCGCACGCCCUACUGUCCUCCUUCCAUCAACAAGCCGAACAAGACUAUCUGCAACCGCGAAUUCGUGUGCUUCAUGGGGGAAUGUACGGGCAGCAUAUGCCUCGCGUACGGCUUGGAGUCCUGCCAGUGCAUUCCAGGUCCGAACGACCCGUCGACGAAGGCUUGCGAACUGUGCUGCCGGCUUCCUGGGGAGAAUCAGCCUUGCUUAUCGUCUUUCGACUGGAACUCUCCGCCCUACGACAUCCCGGACAUGUUCUCGAAGCCAGGAACACCGUGCAAUGAUUACAAUGGGUACUGCGACGUGUUCCAAAAGUGUCGCGAGGUGGAUCCCAGCGGUCCGUUGGCGACUCUGCGGAAACUUUUACUCUCCGACGAGAGUCUAGCCACGUUCCGCCGCUGGAUAAUCGACCAUUGGUACGCGGCUGCUCUCAUCGUUCUCGCGGCGAUAUCGUUGCUGGUGGCGAGCAUGAGAGUGCUGGGCAAGCGGCCGGACCUCAAGCUCAAGUCGGUCACGAUAAUCCACAGCUCAACGACGGAAACGGUGCGUCUACCGCCGGAGGGGACGGAGGGGGUGACGGUGCACCCUCCUGCUGUACGUGCAAAGCUUCCGCUGAGCAGAAAGGUCCGGGAGAAGAGGAGGCACCGAAAGCAUAAGGAGUCCACGCACGGGAACAACGUCGACAAGUCCGGCAAGGUAAAUCCAAGUUUGUCUUCCCAAAAGGACGCAGCGAAGAAGAAGAAGCAACCGCAGUCAGCGUCACAGCAGCAGCCGCAGCCGCAAGCGAAGCGGACGUCCGCGAAUCCGAGCGAGGACUUCGUCAGGAAGAGAUCAGCGGAGGCGACCACCGGGGUAGUUCAGGAGAACAAACGUAAGAAGACGUUCCCGGCUCGAGAGAAGCAGACGUCCGGCGGUGGCGGAGCGGCGAGCAACUCGGAGAGCGACAAGAGGAAGCGCAAGAAGCAGCACAAGAAGGAGGUGAUCGACUACUCGGCGAUCCAGGCGGAGAAGGAGUCGGAGCCGAACGCGGAUCCCAAGAGCAAGGUGCGCUCCUGGCUGCUGGCGUCCUCGCAGUGUCGACCGGAGACGAUCAGAACCAGCGGGACCGGUUUGCCGAAGAGCAAAUCGACUCCCGUCGGGCUGACCAGCGCUGCGACCAGGAUACCGGCCGCCAGGCAGGUGAACGUCUCCAGGAGACCCGGCGAGUCGAGGGAAGCGAAAGCAUCGGCGGGCAACAACGCGGCUAGGAAGGAGCGAGCGAAGCUUCAGGUGGUGUACAAGCCCCCGUUCAGGUUCAGCGUGAAGCUGAAGAAGUCGGACAAGGUGACGCAAGUGGCCGGGCAGGCGGCGAACGCCGGCCACGCGAACGGCAGGUCGAAGAUGCCGAGGACCGGCGUGUUGCUGAGGACCGCGAAGAAGAAGGACAGGGUCAGGAUUGGCAGGGCCAGGCAAAUAGCGCCCACGGGUAUCGGGAACGGGGCUGGCGAUCUACCCGAGCCAGCCAAUUCUGACCUGCACACCGUCCCCUCGGACCUGGAGGUGUUGCUGUCCGAGAGCGAGUUCCUGUUCUCGGACACGUGACCACGGUGAUAGAGACCAACGCGCGCGUGGCGUCUAGAUGUAUCCCGUCCGACGAAGUCAUCGUUUCGCCCGGCCGUCUCGUAGUCGCGUCUCGGUCUCGCCGACAGGGUCACUCGAUCUUCGAUCAAUUUUUAGAAAUCAAAACGGCAGAUUCCCCGCGUGGAACGACGACGAGUUAGGGGACGCCUGACGCGUCCACUGUAUUUUCAAAGACAUUCCAUUUGCAACAGUCGGAGC